Molecule: messenger RNA, 4284 nt
Organism: Aedes albopictus (Asian tiger mosquito)
Lineage: Eukaryota; Metazoa; Arthropoda; Insecta; Diptera; Culicidae
Exons: 1
Coding region: 1-4284 (1427 amino acids)
Biological process (GO): DNA integration
Molecular function (GO): nucleic acid binding
Source: RefSeq, a predicted model, not a curated record
AUGCCGCGCGGAGGAAAUGAUGAAGCCGUCGGUGAUCAAAGCGAAGUUUCCAAUCAAGCGAUUAUGAACAAGCUACUCCUGCUUCUGGACCGGUUAACCACGAAUCAAGCCGCUCCGGGUAAUCUGCCUUCAAGAAACACGCCUGAACAGAUCAUCGAGUCGCUUUCCGCGACAAUCAAGGAGUUUCACCAUGAUCCAGCCGCCGGAAUGACGUUUGCAAGAUGGUUCUCGAAGUAUGAAGAUUUAUUCAGCGCUGACGGGAGAGAACUGGAUGACGCAGCAAAAAUUCGUCUGCUCCUGCGAAGUCUCAGCGUUCCGGUUCAUGAAAAGUUUUUGAACUAUCUCCUGCCACGACACCCACGGGACUUCACCUUCGAAGAAGUAGUGAAGAAACUCAAAUCCGUCUUCGGACACCAGCAGUCCCAGUUCAGUCAACGGUACGAUUGCCUCAGGAUUGUGAAGAACGAAGCCGACGAUUUCGUAACUUAUGCUGGCAUCGUCAACCGCCAGUGUGAGGACUUCGAACUCAACAAGCUGACCAUCGACCAAUUCAAGGGACUGAUUUUCGUUUGCGGUCUUCAGUCAUCCAAAGAUGCGGACGUCAGGACAAGAUUACUAUCGAAGCUGGAAGCAGACACGGCAGCAACGGUAAACCUCGAGACUCUAGUCACCGAAUGUCAGAGACUGUCGAAUCUUAAACACGACACGGCUCUGGUGGAGAAGAAGCAACCAUCUUCGUCGGUCCAGGCAGUUCGGCAACCAAGGCAGCCGAAAUCCGCUGGUUCUCAACAUUCAAGCGAGAAGACUCCUCGAACACCGUGCUGGCAAUGUGGCGCCAUGCAUUUCGUCAAAAAUUGUCCAUUUUCAAGCCAUCAAUGCAAGCAAUGCAACAAGACCGGGCACAAGGAAGGGUAUUGCGGAUGCUUCGCCAAGGUUUCAAAAUCAGAAGCUACAUCCGGCACUUCACCGAAUGCCGUUCGUCAGAAGAAGAGAAGUGGCAAGAACCCAGGCAGACAUCCAGCUCAGUCCAACCACAUCCUUUCUGUCAACGCAGUAGCAGCACCAAGUCGUAAGUACGUCACUGCUCUCAUCAACGAUAAGCCGGCGCACCUCCAGCUGGACUGUGGUUCAGACAUCACGAUCGUCUCCGUUCAAACGUGGAAGAAGCUUGGAUCACCAUCAAUCACCAAUUCAUCCCAUCGUGCGAAUACAGCUUCCGGCGCUGCACUUCCGCUGAAGGGGGAAUUUCAAUGUCGGAUGACCAUCAACAAUGAAUCCAGGACUGGUACUUGCUUUGUCACGUCGGUGAAGAACUUGAACCUCCUGGGACUGGAUUUCAUCGAAGCAUUCGAUCUGUGGAACAAACCGCUCGCUUCCAUCUGCAAUCAGGUAAAUCAGCUCAGUUUCAAUCCGGAUUGUGGAAACCGAUACCUCACUCGAUACCCCGAAGUAUUCAAGGACAAGUUGGGUCAUUGCACGAGGACGAAGGCCAAGCUGUUCCUGAAACCACAGGCAAAGCCGGUGUUCCGCCCGAAGCGACCAGUACCGUUCCAUGCUGUCCAGAAGGUUGAUGAAGAGUUGGACCGUUUACAGAAGCUCAACAUUAUCACUCCAGUGGACUUCUCCGAAUGGGCCGCACCAAUUGUCGUUGUGAAGAAGCCAGGAGGAAAAGUUCGCAUAUGCGCUGAUUAUUCGACGGGACUGAAUGCUGUUCUGGAACCACACCACUACCCUCUUCCGACACCCGAUGACAUCUUCAGCAAGCUGGCGGGUAGCAAGAUCUUCAGUGUCAUUGAUCUCUCGGACGCUUACCUGCAAGUUGAAGUCGACGAUGAAUCAAAGAAGCUCCUGACGAUAAAUACACAUCGAGGAUUGUUCCAGUUUAACCGGCUAGCUCCGGGUGUGAAAUCCGCGCCUGGUGCAUUCCAACAACUGAUGAGCAGUAUGAUCGCAGGAUUAGAAGGAGUGGAAUCAUUCCUGGACGAUUUCAUCGUACACACCAAAACGGAGGCUGAACACGAAGAAACUUUGCAAGCUCUGUUCACGAGACUUCAGCUGUUUGGAUUCAACUUACGGUUGGAGAAAUGCAAAUUCGGCCAAACCAGUAUCAAGUUCAUUGGCCACAUUGUCGGUCCUGAAGGUAUUCGUCCAGAUUCUGCCAAAAUCAGUGCGAUUGUCCAGAUGCCCCGUCCCACCGAUGUCAGUCAAGUCAGAUCAUUCCUAGGAGCAGUCAACUUCUACGGCAAGUUCGUCAGAGAAAUGCACCAACUGCGUCGACCGUUGGACAACUUGUUGAAGAAGGACAGUAAAUUCGUUUGGAGUCCACAGUGUCAAGAAGCUUUCAUCAACAUCAAGAAAGUGCUCCAAUCCGAUCUGCUGUUAACCCACUACAACCCCAGUUUGGACAUCAUCGUAGCCGGAGACGCCUCGAAGACUGGAAUCGGUGCCGUAAUCAUGCAUCAGUUUCCUGACGGCCAAAUCAAAGCUGUUGCACACGCAUCAAGAACGCUAACGCAAUCGGAACAAAACUACAGUCAAGUGGAGAAAGAAGCACUCGCUCUGGUGUUCGCCGUGACCAAAUUUCGACGCAUGCUGCUGGGUCGCCAUUUCAACCUCCAGACCGAUCACCAACCGCUCCUGAAGAUAUUCGGAUCCAAGAAAGGAAUUCCACUCCAUACCGCUAAUCGUCUCCAGAGAUGGGCACUUACACUACUCGGAUUUGAUUUUGCUGUGGAAUACAUUCCUACUGACCAGUUUGGGCACGCAGACGUCCUCUCCCGGUUAAUCAACAAUCAUGAGAAACCAGAUGAAGAAGUUGUAGUUGCUGCAGUCGGCAUCGAAGAGGAAAUGGACAGUACUCUUUGUGACACGUUCAACAACCUUCCAGUAACGUUCGAAAUGGUUCAUUCUGCCACGAAGAAGGACAAGCUUUUGCAGCAGGUUGUCGCGUACAUCAACACUGGUUGGCCGUCUAUCAAGCAAAUUUCGGAUCCGGACCUCAAGACGUUCCAUUCCCGGCGAGAAUCACUAUCGACCGUUAAGGAUUGUAUCAUGUUCAGUGACCGAAUCGUUGUGCCAGCUGUAUUCCGUCCUCGGAUUUUGAAGCAACUUCACCGUGGUCACCCUGGCAUUGAGCGGAUGAAGUCAGUUGCGCGCAGUAUCGUUUACUGGCCUGGAAUUGAUGAAGAAAUUCAAGAUUUCGUUCGACGUUGUUCCAUAUGUGCCAGUGCAGCGAAGUCGCCACCACAAGUCCAGCCUCAGCCGUGGCCCAAAGCGGAAGGUCCCUGGAAACGGAUUCAUCUGGACUACGCCGGACCGAUCGAUGGGAUGUCAUAUCUGGUCAUCGUCGAUUCCUUCAGCAAGUGGCCAGAAAUUUUCCAAACACGAUCAACGACAGCGCCUUCGACUAUCGGAAUUUUGAGGGAAACUUUCGCAAGAUUCGGAGUUCCUGAUACCAUAGUUUCGGACAAUGGAAGCCAAUUUUGCAGUAGCGAGUUCCAGCAGUUCUGUGAGUUUUCCGGUAUCAUCCACAUCCGUACCGCCCCUUAUCAUCCACAGUCAAAUGGACAGGCGGAGCGCUUCGUGGACACCCUCAAGCGUUCACUGCGUAAAAUCACAGACGGGGAAAACAUACCAUCAGCCGAUGCACUACAGACGUUCCUCCAAGUGUAUCGUUCAACGCCUAGUACUGUUUUGGAAGGAAAAUCUCCAGCAGAAGUUAUGUUUGGUCGACCGAUGAAGACUACUCUUGAUUUGCUGCGACCAACUAAGCCUCCAUCAAGAUCAACCAUACAGCAGUCCUCCGUAUCAACUUUAACAGCUGGUGCAGUCGUCUAUGCAAAAGUCCACAAGAAUGCAUCAAACUGGAAAUGGCAGCCUGGAACAAUCAUCGAAGCAGUUGGAAAUGUUAAUUACAAUGUUCUUCUGGAUGAAGUCGCAGGACGUCGGAAGCUGAUUCGGAUUCAUGCAAACCAGUUACGUCUACGGUACAGUGAUGUCACGCAGCAGUCAAAUCGAGUGUCGUUACCGUUGGAUAUCCUCAUUGAAAAUUUCGGAUUAACAACUCCAACUCCACCGAAUCCUGAACCAACUACCACUUCAAAUCACAGUCAAGUUCCAGAUGAUGAUUCGUUUGACAGCCUAGAUGAGACCAUGAGGACCGCUACACCGACUAUAUUUGCAUCAACGCCAGUAGUGAUUCCUCAGCAAACUUAUGAAGAUACACCGCGCCCAGCAAGAUGUUCCAGAGUACCCAGACGAUUGGAGGACUACAUCCGGUACUGA